Messenger RNA from Pocillopora verrucosa, 1412 nucleotides. Its product is annotated as transmembrane protein 163a-like. Gene Ontology annotation, cellular component: membrane. Gene Ontology annotation, biological process: monoatomic cation transport; transmembrane transport. The record is from RefSeq and is a predicted model, not a curated record. NCBI's taxonomy places the organism in Eukaryota, Metazoa, Cnidaria, Anthozoa, Scleractinia, Pocilloporidae. Gene Ontology annotation, molecular function: monoatomic cation transmembrane transporter activity.
UGGUCGCGCUUUUCGUACUUCGUGACCUCGAGCCAAAUAUUUUACCUUAUGCCGCCCUUCGUGUUUGGAAAAGAACAAAAUGUUUAAGCUACAGAGCUAAGUAGAAAAAUGUCCACGGGGAAAUGAUGAUGGUGAUACUUUUCGCUGUUGAGAUAAAACAGUUUCUGAGACGGGGACUUAAGAAGGAAAGCUUGCUAGUUUUCUAUCUGGAUGACGAAAAUGUAUGUUAAUUUUAUCCCGCCCGUCGGUCACGGAUCGCAUAUUGUUUAGUUAAGUUACCCGUGUGCAUCUUGAUAAGCUGAUUGUAAAGACACCCCAAUAUUUAUUGUCUUCUAAAAUCAAUAUAGGUACAAGUGUUUCUGUUACUCGGCUGAGAGCAGCGUAGUUUGGUAAUUCAAAGAAUAACUUACAGAAGCUUUCCAAGCGAAUUAGAGAUGACUAUAGCGCAUAUUGGCUGUCCGGCGAAAAGAUUAUAGCAACGCGGAAAAACUGGAGUGAAAUCAUGCAAGGUUAUACUUGAAGUCGUUUAAUAGAGUUGUUUUCACAAACAUAAGCUUGACGUCGAUGGCAAAGGAAAGCCUCUUGGACAGUGACAAGGUCGUAUACUCAUCGGAAGAUGAGGAUGAAGAGACCAAAAGGGCUCGGGGGUGCGCUACUUCAUAUUUAGUCGACGAACGUGAGACUUCGGGCAAGUUGCCUCCGAAGUUUCGUCAGCGCUGGUUUAGAGCCGCUUCAAUGCUGGCGCUAGUUUCAUUUAUAUCGGCCGUUGGAUUUAGCAUAGCGUCGAUUAUAAUUUCACAAACAACUGAAAGUUCAGCGGUGUUUGCAACAGGUUUCGACGCAUUCUUUGCGGCUAUAAAUGUGGUAGCUGUCUGUUGGAGAUUUCGUGACGAACUCAACGGAGAAAUCGGAACAAUGAGAGAGAAGAAAGCCAGUACAGUGAUAGCGACUUCAUUCAUACUUGGUGGAAUUGCAACUAUUGUUAUUGCUCUUCACAAUCUCGAAAUUGAUGACCAUCCCACCAAGACUGACGAAAUGAAGGUAGUUCUUGGUGUGGGUGCUUUAUUGUACGCAAUUCUUACUUUUCUCCAGUGCUAUGUUGCACAAUUGGUAAACAGUCAGUCCAUGAGAGCGCUAGCGGUGGAUUCAGCCCAAGGUGCGUUUAUGUCUGUUGGAGUGUUGGUAUCUACUUACGUUUAUACCAAAUUUAAACAAUUUUGGUAUCUGGACCAUGUAGUUGCGACAAUAGUAGGUGUUGUGUCUUUAAUAUACGGUAUAAGUUUAUUUGUGGAAAUACUUGGGUUAAGUAUAAAGGAAAGAUUAAUGUUAGCUUUCCAGAGAGAAUUUUAAGAUUGUUUGUUCAGCUUUGAUAUAGUUGUUAAAAAUUUGCAUUAAAUAAAAUUAUCAAAGUA